UAUACAUAUUUGUGCUUAUAUUUUUACUAUGCGUCGUGAAUAUUUUAAAUUACUUGAAUGUUUUUUGGCAGAUCCACUUGAACCUCUCAAUGUAUUCCCAACAAUGGUUGAUUUACUUAAUUCACUUCGUGAAACUGAACAACAAGAAUCUUUACGCCAAUUUGUCAGACAAAAAUUAGAACGUUUAUGUUUAUUAGAUUCUCUAAAAACGGCGGAAUUUGUUCUCUCCAAUUUUCCAGAACUUUUAAUUGAAUGUAGAUCAACACCUAAAAAACUUCCUUUAUCUUUUCUAAGUAAUUGUUUUCGAAUAAGGCGAGAACAAAAUUUUAAAACAUUAACUGGGGGAGAAGAAGAAUUGGAUGAAUUAUUCUUUGAUUACUAUUUUGAACAAACAAUUAAACAGCAAAAAACAGAAUUGGAUCUAUUGGAUGCUAAAUUGGUUGAUGAAUUGCGUUAUUGGCUUCCCCUUGGAUCCUUUUCUGAUUUUUGUUUGAAUAUUUGUAUGAAACAACCUAAAGGUCUCCUUGUCGAAUGCAGUGCUCUAUUAUUGUUAUCCCGUGGGCACAUUUCUCGAGCAUUUGAACAUCUUUUUAAUGAAGGAAUAUUAAAUAAAUGUUCACAAAGUUGUGUUAAUUUCCUUUUGGAGUUAACAGCUACAUAUCCGACAGAAGCACAAGAUGGUGAUUGGUUGAACAAAUUAUUUAAGCAACUUUUGAACACACUACAUAUAAAAAACAUCCUUUCUCCAACUUGCUCGGAUCGGAUUCUCCAUUACAGCGUGUUUUUAACGCAAUAAUUGAGUUCGAUGAUGGCCGAAUAAAUAAUAAUUCAAAACAACAACUUC
Messenger RNA from Meloidogyne enterolobii, 844 nucleotides. NCBI's taxonomy places the organism in Eukaryota, Metazoa, Nematoda, Chromadorea, Rhabditida, Meloidogynidae. The record is from the annotation of a GenBank genome assembly.